UACUUGACUCUGUAACAGUCCCAUAUUUCCUGGUGUCCAUUCACCUCACUCCAUCGCUGCAAGACAAUGAAGGAUACACACACCCUGCUCAAUCUGCUUCUGCUGCUAGUGUACCUAGCAGGAUCAGCUCUGACCACUGAUGGAGGGAGUGGCAGUACCAAUGGUCCCUUGGAACUAACCAUUGUGGGACCUGACUUUGUUAAAGUGGGUGUGCCACGCAGCUUUGACUGUGCUGCCCAGUGCUCUCCCUCCUGUAGCUACAGAAUGAGUAUCGACGGGCAGAUUUGGCAUGGCAACGAGCUGUUGUUCACAGCUCGCCAAUGGGAGGAGUCCCUAAACCUCACAUGCACUGCAAGGAAUGAUGACUCUGGGAGGUCCUCUACAGUAACAAAGAUACUGCAGGUUUUAGCUGGACCAACCAACGUAUCGAUCACAGGCCCUGCCCUGAUGUCACCAGGGGCCCCACAAAGCUUCAAGUGUAACGCAGACUGCCGUCCCUCCUGCAACUACACCUGGAAGAUAAAGGGCCGAUGGCUCGGGGGGCAGGGGAACAAGAUUACUGUAACUCCCGAAGAGUUGGCCACCUCUGUUACCCUGAACUGCAAGGCCAUCAACAGUGUGUCUGGGCUCUAUGCCAUGGAAACCAGGACAAUACCUGUGACAUCUGGUCCAUCAGAGGUCCACGUCAUAGGCCCAGACUCUGUUGCAGUCGGCUUCAAGUCCAUGUUUCAGUGCACUGCCAAAUGCACUCCCGCUUGUGACUACCGCUGGACCAUUGAUGGUCUCACUGUCCACGGCAGUGAGAUGGAGAUGACGGUCGAGCGACAUGUGAAGUCAGAGAAGAUUAUGUGCCACGCUCAGAAUACGGUCUCAACUCAUUUUGAGGUGGUCACCAAGUCCGUAAAGGUGGAAGACAAUGACAAAAAAAAGAUCCUCUCCAAAAAAUAUGGUUGUCAAGCUGUGUCCAGUUUGUGUUUGUACAAGCAGACCAUCUCUGGGAGGAAGCAUCAGCAUUGUACAGCAGCUGAAACCUAGUCCCGAUUGAGUCCGAACACUCCUUGCUGACAACAACACCAGGUUCCAGAGCAUUAAAGCUGUAAAACAGGAAUAUAGACCGAAAACAGACAAGACAUUAAAACCUUGAAUACCA
This is a messenger RNA of Salmo salar (Atlantic salmon), 1150 nucleotides long. Its product is annotated as cell adhesion molecule CEACAM5-like. The record is from RefSeq and is a predicted model, not a curated record. Lineage: Eukaryota; Metazoa; Chordata; Actinopteri; Salmoniformes; Salmonidae.